CACCCGCCCCCUACCCCGAAGCGGCUCUCCCACCACCCCCGGCGGCGGCGGUGGCCAACUUGCCCCUCUACCCCUUGCCCAUGGUGCCGCCUCCGCGGCCAGCGUCAACGCGGACUCAGCCCCGGAGCCCCCUCUACUGCCCAGAGGCCGCCGCCGCCGCCCGCCCAGCCGCCAGCCCUCCUGCCCAGUCAGCCCCGGGCUCCCGGGAACGUCAGCACGCCGCCGUCUCCGGACCUGCUCCCUGCCAACCCCAUUGGUCGAAAGGAGAAGGCUGGCCCUCCCCAUUGGCCCGGCCCUCAUAUUGAACGGACCAAUGGGAACUGAGGUUUCAGGUCGCCAUAGAGACCGAUGCUGUUAAGCGGGAGAGGGCCUGAAGAAGGUGGGGAAUGAGGUAGAAGCUAUGCAUGAUAGGGUUUGUUCCUCGCGUCAAAGGCAGAACAGCUGAGCCCUUAUACGAAUCCUUGAGAGCCUGGGAGUGGGCGUUUCACUUUUCCUGCGACUGAGGAGUCCCUGAGCCUCUGCCCUUUGACCUCUGACAUGUGUGCAGCUUCUGCUUCUUCAGAUACGGAAAACAUGAAUAAAACAGACCGACCCUUCAUGACAAUUCAGAGGAAUGACAGCUCAGAUAAUCUGGUAUUCCAUAUGAAAAAUGGAAUAAGAAGCAUCAAGUAUAAACCAGUAGAUUAUCAACAAUUGUAUGCAUUAACUGAAGCAAAAAAAUUAGCUUCUGCCUCUACAGAGCUAAAGAUCAGAAAAGCAGUGCAGACUUCAAAGAUAUCUAAAGAACAAACACUAAUAAAGCAACACAAGCAAGUGUGGUGGCAGGAACACCAAAGACUAAAUGAAGUCAGAUGUAAAAUGGAAUGUGAAAUAAAAUCCUUUCUCAAUGAAGAGAACAUUGGAAAUGAAUGUCUUUCUGACCUUUUGAAUUUUGAACGAGAGUUAGCAGAACAAUGGUGCAUAUAUCUUGAAAAUGUGAUACAUCCUAUUCAGCAAUUGAGAGAAGAUCUAAAAUACAGACUGCAUCCCAUUUCACAGUGUUCACACUCACAGAGUGAGUUUAACUCUGUGAAAGUACUAGAAGAGGUUGACUCCGUGAAGAAACAAUUAAAAGCUGUCUUUGAAAGACUCAGUCUAGAGCAACAGAAAAUAGAAAAUAAUCUUUCAGAAUGGAGUGUGCAAAUACUAGAUCAUUCUUCAGAAGAAGGAAUUAACCUACUUAGUGAACUGCCCAUGGAAUUUGAAACUUUGGAGUGUCCAUACUCAGAUUUGAAAUCUUCAAUCCUUAAUGAGUUCUGUAGCUUCACAGAGAAAUAUCAAAAGAAACUUCAAGAUUUUGAUCUGCAGUUAGAAGACGUAUACAGAAACUUCCAGUUAAGUGAUGAAGACCACUGGAUUUUCCAAGCUGUUUUGGAUCAGUAUCCUGGGGAUCUCUGUGGCAGAAGGACUCUGUAUCUGGACAUGUUACAAAGAUAUUUUCCUCGCAAAUCGAGGCAUGAUUUAGUCGAACAUGAGAAAUAUUGUGACCAGUAUCGCUUUGCCAAGGAGCAGCGAAGGAUCCUGAUAGCAAGUUGGAAUAAGAAUAGGAGAGACUUUAUACAGAAGGCUGUGCUGACACUCGCCGAGGCCUGUGCAGCUCAUGAAAUGGAAAGCACGAUGGCUAAGGACAGGAAAAAGCAACAGGAAGUGUGUGCUGAUCUGAAAGCCAAGGUUCUUCAAUGGCGAGCCCAUCAGGAAGAGGUAGCAAGACUGGAAAUGGAAAUUUCUGUCAGAAGAAGAGAAAAGGAAGAAGAGAAAGAGAAACUGUGGAAGAAGAAGGAAUUGUUACAAAGAGAAGAGAAGAAAAAAAAGAUAAGAAAAUACUGGGCUGAGAAAGAACAGAAAUGGCAAGAAAUGGAAAUGAGAGAUCUUCGGCGUCUGGAAGAACUGAAGAAAUUAAUGGCAGAACAGUCAGUAAAAGACAGAGAAAGGGUUAAAUACAGACAAGAAUUAUUGGAAAAGCGUUUGAUGGAGAAAAAAGAAGUGGCCCUUCAAGAAGCACUUGAAGAAGAGAGAGAGAGGCGGCUAGCAGCCCUUAGGAAACAGGUUACUAUUGUCGCUCAAUUUGAUCCUGUUAGAAUGAUGUCAGAUACAAUGGCAUCAAAAGCAAGGAUGGGUAUUGGAAUUGAAGAAGAAUUUAUUCUUCAAAAGCCACUCUUCACAUUGAAUACAUACAAUGAACAGCAGGAUGACGGAACAUGUAGCUUGGAGGCAAGGAAUAGAGGCCAUUUAUCUGUCUCUUACUCAAGCUUUCAGUCCUCUCAUACGUGGGAUGCCCAGCAGCCAGCUAGGAAAAUCAAUGGCUGUCAAAAUCACCUUUGGAAAGGACCUGAGAGGAGGGACUGUCAAGAAGGCAGGAGAGAAGGAUGCGGAGCUCACCCUCUCCCAUGAAUCAAAAGUACAUCUACAUGUGGAACAAUUCUCACAGAAUACCUACUGAACGUCAAGAGGCUGAGAGAUUCUCUGGUCUUUGAAAAUUACUGGCUGUGUGACCUUGGAUCCUGCACCAUCCCGGCAACUCUCUCCUGGGAACUUCCUGAUUUCCAAUAUCCUUCAUGACAUGUGCUGCCCAAAACUGAAUGCAAUAUUCAGCUGUUGACGAUGUGCAUUCUGGGUGAUGAGCACAAAGCACAGAGCGGGAAGGACACAAGGGAAGCACUCUGAUGAUAAUUGUGAUGAUUAUGAUCAUGACUGGCAUCCAAUGAUCUUUGCUUAAAACAAGCGGGAAAUCGUUUCCAAGAAAGAAAGCAAAUGUUUUAAAGUUUUAAAGAAAACCACAAGUGUAGGAAUUAGAACCACCUGGAUUGCUGCAGACCUGGAAUCUAUUUUCUCUUUUAUUUCAUAACUUUUAAAAAAGGUUUUUUAGGAGAGGAGGGGUGGGUACUUAGGUUUGUUUACUUAUUUAUUUAUAAUGGAGGUACUGGGGAUUGAACCCAGGACCUCAUGCAUGCUAAGCACAUGCUCUACCACUGAGCUAUACCCUCCCCCAGUUGUAUCUCAUAGCUUUCUGAUGGCGUGCUUGUGGUCCAUGUGAGUUCUACAAAGAAGUUCAUGUAACUGUUUCCCCAGCUGUAAAUGGUGCCAACCAAAUAGGGAACUGGAGCAAACUGGAGAAUGAAGGGUGUCAGAGCUGUAAGCCCCCCAACCUGGCACUGGCUGACUCCUCAGAUCUUCAUUAGAAAGCAGUUGGGUCAACCAAGUGACCUCAGUGGUCCUGGUGAUGCUCCCACACUCUUGUGUCCCCAUUCCUGCACUCCUCACCCAUCCCUAAGCCGGCCCCUAGCACCUCAAAAUCUCUGAUGUUCCUUUAAAGGACCAACUCAGGGGAACUGAGUCAUCCAAUUUAAGAGCAAGGCCACCAGGAACACAACUACCUUUUUCUCAAGUCGCUCCACAUACCAAGUCACGCCUUACUUUCGAGUUUGGGAGACCGGAUGAUUUUCUUUGGUUCCUAAGGCCCUUUUAUGUAUAUGUAUGGCCUUAAGUACGUGGGUGCUCCUCCCCUGACCUUCAGUUUACUUCCUACUCCAAAAUCUAUGAAACUAAAAGUCCACAGCGAAUGGAGGAGGGGAGCCUAAUUUUCUUUUGCCAAGAAAGCCUGAUUGCUUCAGCCGCCCUGAUCCUUGUUUCUUUUUACUUCUUAGGUGUUCAUUUUCUGUACCUUUAUGUUAAGUUUCCACUGUCCUUUUACUUUUAUUUUCCCAGAUAAAAGGAAUAGUCAGCUCUGGAAGGAAACUCAUCUCACUCCCUCAGUGAGUUUAAGGGACUGGCGUACAGGCGCAGAGCUGGUCAGGACAGGGGCCUGCCUUGCCCACCUCCAACUAGACGGUAAGCUUCCAAGAGGCCGAAAGAGACCAGGCCGACACAGCCUUCUUUCCAGACCCACCCAGUGUCUGGCUUUUGGUAAAUGUGCCCCAGACCAUCUUGACACCAAACCGGGUCGGGGCUUGGGUCUGUAUUGAGGUGGAGAUGGAGCGCCCCACGGCAGUGAGGGCAGCGCGGAGAGAGUUCUGGUUGCAGAGAACCUGGUGGUCAUCUUCCGUUUCCCCUGCAUGGUGGGGUUUUGAACGACAGCAGCUGGGCUUCGGAUAAAGAAGACAGAGCUCACAGGCUUAAUGGCUUGCUCUGUCACUUGGGGUCCUGACGACGCUUCUGCCCAGACAGGGAGUCAGGGGGACCCCUCAUUCUCCCAGCCCGAAUCUUAGAAGCCUACCACUACAAAACUGCACUGAACAGAACCCCAUAUGGUGAUUACAACAUAUGCCUGGAUAUAAGCCGACCCCAAAUACAGGGUGAUUCCUUAUAAGAAGAGCCAAAGGACAGUUUCUGGCUGAUUUAAAUAUAUAAACUUUCACAGGGGGAGGGUAUAGUUCAAGUGGUAGAGUGCCUGCUUAGCAUGCACAAGGUCCUGGGUUCAAUCCCCAGUAUCUCCUCUAAAAUUAGGAAAAUAAGUAAACCUAAUUAACCCUUCCAAGAAAUAUAUAAGUAAAUAUAUAAACUUUCAAGGAGAUGGAUGAAAUAUUUGAGUGUCUACUCAUAAUAAUUUGUUAAAGUAUUUAUUGAUACUAAAAACCAUGUAUUACACAAAAUAAUGCUUAAUUUAGAAUUUUUUCCACACCCAUAUUCAGUCUCCAUCUACACAGUCCAUCUUCAUUGUCUCCUUCAACACAAUGGCCAAUUUUUGUUACCUUUUACUAAGUUGUCCAGAGCACUUGUCUUCAUGCUUCUCAUUGUUUGACUAUGAGAAAUCAUGUCUGAUGAUGUCUCUGAAAAAUGCCUUUCAAACCAUGAGCUGUCGUAACAAUAGGAGCUUCCAUUCAUCCUAAAGUUGACAGCACAACCACUUACCUUUUCUGCUUUUUUAAAUGCUUGCAAAAUCCAACAAGUGAAAUUUUGAGGGACUGUCCCCAAGAAUAAUUACUAAAUCUGUGCCAAGUUUUUAUGCCUCCUUUUAAACAACUCCUUUCCAUUAGCUGACCUCUAUUAAAAGGAAAAACUUGAAGUGACUGAAUCAUUUCAGGAUCUUUUAAAAAUAGUAUUUUAUUGUUAAAAUAAAAAGAAGUUUGAAAUGACCUGGAAUAUGAGAAACUUCAUGAGAACUUGAAUAAUAUCUAUAUUUAUGUCUGUAUCUCUCUCCUUUCCGUAAAAUACCAUGGAAGAAGAAACCUUGCCUAAAAGUAAGGAAGUCCCAGGUUAUAGCUGUUUUCCUGGAGUAAUUAUUAAUAGUGCCUCCUUUUAGUUUCAGAAGUUGGAAAUAAAUCGUAUAGUCACUCUACUUAGAGCAAGGAGUAUAUAUUACUAAAUACUGUAAUUCUGUGGCCUUGCCAAGGCAUUCAACAUAUUGGCGGUUCAGCAAGUUUUCUGUGAUACUAGCAUCUACAUGGCUGCCAGACAGAACUCAAAGACACAGUUGUUGGAAAUUAACACAGCGCAGCUAAUUAUCUAAAGUGAGAUCAAAAUGUCUAAGAUUCUAGUAAUUUGACUACCAGUCACACAAAGGAAAUGUUAUUUUUUUAAAUAAUUCUUUUUAAAAAAUCUAAUUACAAUUAUUUGAAAGGGCUGUUUCAAUCUGAGAAUAGUGCAUUUAGCUUAUUAUUAGUUCAAAUUAAAUAUUUAGUUUAAUAUUUCUAAAUAGUUGGAGGGAAAUUGUCUUGACUUCUAAUUUUAUGUUUUGACCAUUCAUACUUUCAAAAUUGUCUCAUUUAAGGCAGCAUUCAUUUCCAACUGACUGUCUUGCACGUGAGUGUGAUGUGUGUAAUGAGGGGUGUAGAAACAGGCAGAGCAGCUGCCAAGGGCUCUGGGCCCACCAGGCUCAUUUCAGAAUUCCAGCCCCUGUGCAAGCCGGUCAGCUUUCCUCACUUUCCUUGGGUUGGGCUACUGCCUGCAGAAGGCUGGCAGUUAUGCAGAGACCAAAGGGGAGAAUGUGGACAAAUCCAUGCAAAUCCACGCCUACUCAUCAGAAAAUCCCUCUGAGCACCCCUCCCUGCCGCCUUCUGGAUCAGAAAUUUCAUCUUCAAAUAUGAAGUCUGCCAUGCAAGGUAAAAAUCAACAAACAAAAACUCAGAAAGUUGCUUCUUAAAACUGACCUCCUCUACGCUUCUCCAUUCCUGCCUCAGAGUUGACCACCCGAGUGUAAGAAAAUCAGCCCAGGUCAGUGAGACAUGUACCCCAAAGAUAAGGCAUUCGUCACACUGGGUGUGGGAUAGGGUUUUCAUUUAGAGGGCUAGCAAAUAAACUGAUUGCCUUUAUAUCACUGACAGUGUUUUACAUUAAACAUGGCCCCAGGUCUCACAACCGCUUGGCAAGAUUUGAUCUCUUUCUGUGUGCCUAGCUUUGAGCAGCCCAUCUCCCUGGAUCCCUGUAUAAUGCCAUGGAAGAGGGUCUUGCCAAGGAGGCUGUCUCUUAGGUAUCUUCUCUCCUCAGCCAUAUAAGCAUCUCCUCCAGCUGUCUAACAGCACACGGAAGGCUCUCAUGGGCUACAGUCCUGGAGACACACCUGCUAUGUGUCAAGAACCUCUAUCCUUUCUGCCAGAGCUCUCAUCUGAUUUCCCCGAACCAAAGGGCAGCUGUCCCUCAAAACAACCAGGACCUUGAGUCUUUGCCCUGGCCCCACGCUGGAGGAUAAGAGAAAGGAGAAAGGUUUUCUUUCUCUCCCACAUUCUCCAGAUUUCUAAGACAACAGCCCCCUCAGCUCUUUCUUCUUGAAGGAGUUUUCUUCCUUCUACCAUUUCCUAUCCUGACCAAGAGCACAAUGGGAGAAACAAGGAAAAGUGAGGGUGGGAUGUGAAGCCAGCUUUCCCCUGUGCCCUUAGAAAGGAUGUGAUUUUUAUCCCUCUACACCCCCUCCUACUAACCUCCCUAGACACAUUGAUCCUACAUUCAAAUGUAUGACCCCAGUGUGAGGCUCUGGCCAACAGCCACUCCCCCUACUGAAUGUGCACAGAUAUGUACGUAUAUCUGGCCCGAGGCCUUUGCUGUCUUUUGCAGCCUGUCCCUCGGAAUGAUGCCUUGACCUUACUGUAAGCCCAACCAAUGGCCUCUCUGUCCCUGAGGUCCCAGGCCUGCAGUGACCUUGACAAUGACUUGGCCUUCCAGUGGUCCGAGGCUGUGUUGCUCACUUGAAGUUGUGCUGUGGUGAUCCUCAAGUUCUCCUCUCUCUGCUCCCAGCCCGCUGGCUUCCUCACCUGCUCCUGCCCUCCCGGGGAGCUGAGUAGAGGAGAAACAGCUCCGGUCUACACCAGCCAAGCCUCAGCUCGGCUGUCAUUUUUGGUCCAGGACUACCCUGGUGUUAUUAAGUUUAUCCAGAACUCUUUUCUUUUAUUUCUUUCUUCCUGCCCCCCUUUCAUUUUCUGAUCCUGACUACAGACUAAUAAAAAGGAAAUCUUACCAGAUGAUGUUUUUUUAAUGACCAAAUUGCAUCUGCUAGUACUCCAAAAAACCAACUUCUCAGAAAGCUUCCAAGACACUUUUUUUUGAGUGACAUUUUUCAUUUUGCAAAGUCCACAGCCUUUUCUCAAACAGAUUUUUAUCUUUUUUCUGGGAUCUGAUGUGGAAAUCACACUAAAUUCCUCCAUCUAGAGCAGGUCAGUAUUUAACUGAAACGUGAGCUUGAAGGCUCUCCUGUUACACCAUUUCUUCUUGCAUCCUUUUAAAAUUAAUGCACACUUUUAAAAUUAAUGAUGUAUUUAAUAUUGAAUAUAAGCUAAAACUAGAUGAUAACGCACAGAGCGUUUCAAAUAGGUGCAGAAUAUCGCCACCUUGUGGCCACUGUGGAAUCUGCCACUAAGACUUUUGCUGGUUUUUCCCAAGGUUGGGGCCCUACUCUUAAUUAAAAGACUACCAGUAUCUUUUCCUAUGCGGUUCACAACCCAAUCCUGCUUCUUCACAGGUCAACUUGUGGAGAUUUCCUGGCAGUCUGGGUAAAGGACGCUUUUUGAAGUGGCUUCCGUGGUUUAGUUGGAGGAAGCCUCUUGAGGCCUUAAACUUGUUUUAGUCAAGAGAAGAAACAACUUGCUGGGAGCCCAGGUCUUUGUUUUACUCACACUCAGUGUGCUCUUACUCCUGUAUUUUUCAAAAUGUGCUUCAAGGGGAUACAUAUACCAGUGUCUUUAAGAAAGAGAUUAAAAAGCCAGGUUUCUGGGCUUCCCUUCCCUAAGAGCUAAGACUUGGAAUGCCUGGGGAUGGAUUCUGGGAUUUAUGUUUUUUAAAAGUUCUUUAUCUGAUUUCUUCUGCACAUUAAAUUUGUAAGUGUUCUGCAUUUUAGUGUACCAAAGGAAGAAAUUAGAGGCCAACAAAUCGAAUGGGUUUGACCCUAAGGAGUCUCCCCAGGCACUGGGAGGGAGGGGAUCCGGAGCGGGAGAGAGAGAGCGCAAGGGACCGAUGCAGCGAGUUUCAGAAGCUCCUGCCAACUGGAAUGUUUGCCGCUAGAACAAAGGAGAGUCCACUAGAGACUGAAGCGGCCUGCUGACUUCAGCUGAACUCUGAGAAGCCAUCAUCCACCAAAAGAGUGACCCGGUUGUGCAGGGCGCCGCCCUCCGGCCCGCAGUGGGGGUGGCACGCUGGCCCGUGCUCGAGGCAGAUGACCAACUUCCGGGGUCUCCCACUGACACCAGUGUGGACUUGGCUUUCAGACGGAGAAGAGACUCUUCCUGAGAAGCGAUCUUGGGAGCCCUAUGUUCAUUCCAAAUUCAGGAUUAAGUCUUUGGUGUUUGGAGGAAUUAAUUCUUGGGAAGUGUCACAAUGAAGCACAAGAUCUUCUGUCAACAUGAAAAUAACACACUUUCGCAAUGUCAAAUCUCCGCGGGAGGAAAACUGAGCGCUGGGCCCAGAGCCCUUCAAAUCUCCCACAACCCCAUGACCUCGUCACUUCCUCUCCUCUCCCUCCACUACUCUCCAAAGACUUCAGCUCACCUGUCUGUGAUGACAGGUGCCCUCCCCAUGCCCUGCCCAGCCCCUAGGCCCCUGGUCCACGGACCCACCUGCUACCCAGGAGCCUAUUUUGGAGGGCACCAAGAUGCCUGCACGAGAUUGUCUAGUCAGAGGCCUCCUCCGGCCCAUUCUCCUUACUGUUUCAAGCUCAUUGCCACCAGGUGCCACUCCUCUGUGACCCCCCCAUCGCUACCUGGGCAUACCCAGCUCAGUUCUUAACAUGUGACGUUAUCUGUUUAUAUGCCUGUAGCCCUAGAGGUAAGACCUGUAUCUGCCACAUAGUGAGUAUUCGAUAAAUAUUUCACUGAAUAAAUGAAACUAGGAAUGAAAAAAUGAGUGAAUAAAGAAAUCAAAUAAUUAAGGGGAUAGAAGCUGAUUAUUGCCCAGAACCUCCACACCUAGUCUUUGAAUAAGCCUGGAUGAAGAAAGAAGGACCUGGUCCAGACUUGAGGGGCCUUGCAGUUUUUGGAGAGAACCUGGGAAUGGGGGGCUCUGCCUUGGGUUGAAGAACCAUGCCUUAACGUUGUUUGUCAUAGUGCAAAUCACAGCCCAUUAGAGCGUCGUGCAUCAAUUUAGUGGGUUCAGACCAACAUUUUAAAAUGAAAUAGAACAGGGUAGAAUAAAUUUAGACAACACGUCUCUUAAUAAGGGUAAGUGCUAUUUCAUGGAACUUUUAUCUUUA
Messenger RNA from Camelus dromedarius (Arabian camel), 9649 nucleotides. RefSeq names its product coiled-coil domain containing 148 (gene CCDC148). The coding region runs from base 538 to 2430 and encodes 630 amino acids. Lineage: Eukaryota; Metazoa; Chordata; Mammalia; Artiodactyla; Camelidae. The transcript has 19 exons. The record is from RefSeq and is a predicted model, not a curated record.